Molecule: messenger RNA, 3962 nt
Organism: Nilaparvata lugens (brown planthopper)
Lineage: Eukaryota; Metazoa; Arthropoda; Insecta; Hemiptera; Delphacidae
Gene: RpI135
Product: DNA-directed RNA polymerase I subunit RPA2
Exons: 22
Coding region: 206-3604 (1132 amino acids)
Biological process (GO): DNA-templated transcription
Cellular component (GO): nucleus; RNA polymerase I complex
Molecular function (GO): DNA binding; ribonucleoside binding; DNA-directed RNA polymerase activity
Source: RefSeq, a predicted model, not a curated record
CAGAAAACAAAACCAUAACAUAACCUCAUAUCUUGAAGUUGUAGCUCUGUGGUUGUAGCGUAGCUCUACAAUUCCAGGAGCACGUGUGUAAGAUUUAGAAGUAAAAUGUUUUGAAGUAUUGAUUAUUCAUUAUGUGAUAAGACUAUAAUUUUUCUUCAUUUUUUUUUUUUUUGGCCGUUUUUAUUUGUUAAUAUCAGGGCUCAACAUGUUAGAUCACCCUACAUUGAAGAACUUGAUUAGUUCUAAUUAUGCAAAAGCACCUAAAGUUCAGAAUUCUUUUCUUGCAUCGUUGGGGAAACCUCAUCUUGAUUCUUUCAAUUACAUGCUUCAUGAAGGACUAGCUGCAGCUGUUGAAAAUAUUAAACCUCUGGAUUUUCAAGUCGGCAGUAAUAAGCUUUUUAUUAAAAUAAAGACUAUAAAAAUUUCGCCGUCAGUUGUUCCGGCCGGAGUGGGGACGAAAUAUCCGCGCAUUCUGCCGAGUGAGUGCCGGCAGAGGGGAGCCACCUACAAUGGACCAUGUCACGUGGUUCUCGAGUGGUCAGUCAACGGCGUCAGACAACCGCCACUCAAUCAAGAUUUGGGCAGAGUGCCUAUUAUGCUCAAGUCGGAGCUGUGCCAUCUGUCUAAAUUGAGCCCCGCAGAGCUGGUCGAGCACAACGAACAUGAAGACGAGUGGGGCGGAUACUUUGUGGUCAAAGGAUCAGAGAAACUCAUUCGUAUGCUGCUCAUGACCAAGAGGAAUUAUCCGAUCGCAGUCAAAAGAAAUUCGUGGAAAGGCAGAGGUCCAUUAUUCUCCGACAUGGGAAUAUUGAUUCGAUGUGUGAGAAAUGAUCAGUUAUCAUCGAAUAACGUUCUGCAUUUCGUUACGGACGGCAGUGCAAAGCUUAUGAUUGCAUUCAGGCGCACUCUGUUCUACAUACCAGUCCUUCUCAUCAUCAAAGCGUUGGUCAAUAAGUCCGAUGAGCAUAUCUUCAAGUGCAUUGUUUCUGGAUAUGAUGACGACUUCUAUUUCAAAGGAUGCAUCUUGAGCAUGCUUCGUUCACUGCAUGAGAUGAACAUUUUCUGCCAAGCUGAUGCGCGUAACUAUAUUGGAAAGACUUUCAGAUCAAAGUUGCCUGACAUAGCUAGAGAAGCCUCUUCUGAUGAACAAAUUUGUGAUUACAUACUAGAAAACAGUGUCUGUAUACAUCUGAAAGACAACAAUGAUAAAUUCAAUUGUCUAUCAUUGAUGAUAAAGAAGUUAUACAGCUUUGUUCAGCAGAAAUGUAUAAACGAAGGUGUUGAUUCAAUUAUGACACAAGAACUACUCCUGGGAGGACAUUUGUAUUUACAGGUUCUUGCUGACAGGAUGAGGAUAUGGAUGGCUGUAUUGAAGGCUAAUAUAAUUAAGAAAUUUGAUGGAUCACUUGCCAAAUUCGGGAUAGCUCACCUUCAAGCCGCAAUAAAAACGUGUGGAACAAUCGAAGCCACAAUGGAGUCUUUCUUGAGCACUGGGAAUGUGUCAAAUGCUUCACAGAUCGGUGUACCUCAGGAUAAAGGACUGGUUAUAAUAGCAGAAAACAUCAACCGAAUGCGAUACAUGUCGCACUUCAAGGCGGUGCACAGAGGCUCGUUCUUCCAAGAGAUGCGAACGACGGAGGUGAGACAGCUGCUGCCUGAUGCAUGGGGCUUCAUCUGCCCAGUGCACACGCCUGACGGCGCACCCUGUGGCCUACUCAACCAUCUCACCAAGGCCUGUCAGGUUACAACGACCCCUGACGAGAAACUUGUAGAAAAACUGCCUGAAGUGCUGGCAGUUCUAGGCAUGCAGCCAUUGGAGCAAUCUGCUGGAGUUCCACCAAAUUCUUGCUAUCCUGUUGUUUUGGAUGGUAAAGUAAUUGGUUAUUUACCUUUCGCAUCUGCUGACAGAUUUGUCCAAAAGUUGCGGUUUUUGAAAAUUUUUGGAGAAAAGGUCCCUUCUACACUGGAAAUAGCACUGCUACCGAAUAAAGAGAUAGUGUGUCAGUUCCCGGGAUUGUUCUUAUUCACAGGGCCAGCUCGAUUGAUGCGACCUGUCUAUAAUUUGGAAGCCAAGCAAAUCGAGUUGAUAGGAACGCUGGAACAAGUCUACCUUGAUAUCAGUGUGAUACCAGAAGAAAAUGUUCCUAAUGUUACCACACAUCAAGAACUAUCAAAGGAUAACUUUCUAAGUAACUUGGCUUGUCUAAUACCAAUGCCAGACUGCAAUCAGAGUCCACGAAACAUGUACCAGUGUCAGAUGGGCAAACAAACGAUGGGAACCGCAUGUCACACGUGGCAUCUGCAAGCAGAGACCAAACUGUAUCGGCUGCAGACUCCGGCCACGCCCCUAUUUAGACCUCUGCACUACGACAACAUCAACCUCGACAACUAUCCAAUGGGAACCAACGCCAUUGUAGCCGUCAUCUCUUACACUGGCUAUGAUAUGGAAGACGCAAUGAUAAUAAAUAAAGCAUCUUUGGAAAGAGGAUUUGCUCAUGGUUCAAUUUUAAAGACAGAAUUUGUCGAAUUGAAAAAUUCAAAAUCGUAUUUUGGACUUGAUCCUGCAAAUCCGGAACUUCGUACAUUUUUAGGUGAUGACGGCCUUCCAUAUCCAGGUUCAAAACUCACAGAUGGAACCCCCUAUUAUUGCUACUAUGAUGAAGAUACCCAGAACUAUGUCACGGGAAAACACCAUGGAUCUUAUGAAGUAAUAAUCGACAAUGUAAGAAUGUUUGAUCCUUUGGGCCAGAAGAAAUCGGUCUAUCCAAGAGCAUGUAUUACUCUCAGAAUACCACGUAAUCCUUCAGUCGGUGACAAAUUCGCCAGUCGAGCAGGUCAGAAGGGAAUUUGCAGCUACAAAUGGCAGGCUGCCGAUCUUCCUUUCACAGAGAGUGGAUUGGUACCAGACAUUGUUUUCAAUCCUCAUGGUUUCCCGUCCCGUAUGACAAUUGCUAUGAUGAUCGAAUGUAUGGCAGGGAAGUCAGCAGCCCUCCAUGGACUCGUACACGAUGCAUCGCCUUUCAAGUUCAAUGAACAAAAUACAGCGAUCGAUUACUUUGGAAAGAUGUUACAAGCUGGAGGAUACAAUUAUUACGGAACUGAAAGAAUGUACAGUGGUAUCGACGGUCGUGAAAUGACCGCAGACAUAUUUUUUGGAAUCGUCCAUUACCAACGUCUAAGGCACAUGGUGUCUGACAAGUGGCAGGUGCGCAGUACAGGACCAAUCGAUGUGAUAACAAAACAACCAGUGAAGGGUCGAAGAAGAGGUGGUGGCGUGCGAUUUGGGGAGAUGGAGCGGGAUGCCCUGCUCGCGCAUGGAGCUUGCUUCCUCCUCCACGAUCGACUAUUCAACUGCUCUGACAAAUCUUCUACAUUGAUUUGCCAAACAUGCGGAAAUAUUCUCAGUCCAUCAGUGGUAGUGGCAGAAGUUAACAAUUCUAAGAAGAACCAAGGAAAGACUGACAGUAAAUCUGCAAAAUGUAAGAUUUGUCAAGAGAAAGGGAAAAUCUCUAUUAUGGAAAUACCUUACGUAUUCAAAUAUCUAACAGCUCAAUUAGCAUCUGUCAACAUAAACGUCAAAUUAAAAAUUACAGAUGCAGAAUAAACGUUUCACUUUGUCAUAGGAUAGGCAAUUUUUUUUAUCUAAAAGUGAUUUUAAACGUGAAAUUUACAGACGCCGAAUAAAUGUUUCCAUUGUUAUAAGGAUAAGCAAACGUUUCAUACUAUAGAAAAUCCAGUUAUUCAGAUACAUCAUAGUUCCUUUGUAUUCUAUAAUAGAAUAGCACACUUUAUAACAUACUUACUAGUAAGUAUGAACUGAAAUUCCCUAUCAAUGUAUUAUUCCUUAAAUUAGUGUUGAAUUAUUGCAAAAUUAUUUUUCAUAAAUUAAGAUGUUUCUAUAAUUAUUGUUGCUGAAACUUGCUGUUCUUUAUUUCAGUGAAAUAAACAUUGUUGACUGUGGA